CUAGCCUUCCAGCUGUAUGCUGACAAGACCCGCUUGUCGUCAUUUGGAACCAGAAAAGGUUAUCCAAUUAUCGCACGACUCGCCAACCUCCCCUCUCAUAUCCGAAAUGGCGAAGGGUAUGGUGGAGGGCAAGUUGUGGGAUUUCUCCCUAUUGUCCAGGUUGAGGAUGAUGUCGAAGAGGGACGUCUAGGAUUCACAGCUCUGAAAAGAAUUGUCUGGCACAAGUCCUUCCACAUUCUGCUGGAGACAUUCAUAAAACACGCUAAACUCGGAUAUCCAGUCGAGUGUGGGGAUGGGUUGCUGCGGGUGCUAUGGGCAAUUAUUUUGAUUCUCACAGCAGACUAUGAAGAGCAGUGUGUGAUGUCUCUCAUCCGUGGUGUCAAGGGUGCUUGUCCGUGCCCAAUCUGUCUAGUUCCAUCCAAAGAGCAAGUUACUUUGGGAACCACUACACUCCAUCCCCUACGUACAGCAUCAGAAUCAAGUUCAAUUGUGCUCAGCAAUCGCAGCAAGCAAGAGAAGGAGGAUGCAUGCAAAGCGAUUGGUCUUCGGCCUCUGACUAAUGUUUUUUGGGAUGUUCCUUUCUCUGAUCCGCAUCAAACACUUUCCUGGGACCGACUACAUGCCUAUCACGGUGGCUUGUUCAGUGACCAUCUCUUUGCUGAGUUCCAGAAAGUGAUGGAGGCACGGCCAUCCUAUCAGAGGCUGGAUGUCAAUGAAGCGUUUGACAAAGUUCCACGGUGGUCAAAUCUCAAUCACUUCAGUGAGGUUACAUCUGUCAAUUUCACUGAUGGGUCAAAGUAUGAAGAUAUCUCAAAGAUCUUGGUUCCAGCAGCAUACACACUAUUCCAAGCUAGAGCAUUUCAGAACAGCCGCGAAUACAUUCUCAUGAAAUGCAUCCGACUCUACAAUAUCCUGGAUAUUUAUUCAGGCUUUGAAUGUCAUACUCUCACCACUGUGGAUUGUUUCUCGGCAACCCUACCUCUUUUCUCAGAUGCUAUCAAAUACUUGAGAGUCCACCCAGACAAGAAUUGGAACUUUCCCAAAAUGCACACACAACAGCACGCACCUGAUGAUAUUCUGCAGAAAGGUGUCACUCUGAACACCACCAGCAAGCCCUUUGAGAAGUCACAUGGUGUGCUCAAGGAUAUUUUUGAACAGCGCACAAACUUCAAGAAUGUGGAGGAACAGAUAGCUCGGUAUGAGCAGCAGCUCUCUAUUGCAAAACAAAUCAGGUUCAAGCUUCAGGCUCUACAAGGCCUUGAAAAUCUACCGCAGGGGCCUCCAGCUCCUAAUACCAGUGAUUUUCAAUUUAGUCAUGUCUACCUUGGUUCAAGAUCGGCAGCCACACCUCUUGCAACUAUCAUAGCUGUGAAUAACAUGCCUUUACACUUCCAUUCAAAGCUCCAAGACUUCCUUGAAGCACAGUCUGCCACUCAGGGCUUUUUUUUGGAUACAUCCCAUCCUGUGAGCCUCAACUUUCACAUCUUGUUGGCUGGUUGGGUAACUGAAUGUGCACAGAUUAUCAUGUCACGGUACUUGAAGGUCUCAUAUCGCUCACAAGUCACUUGGAAAUCCGAGACAGAUUAUUUGCGAUGCUCUGAACAGUUCCACAACGUCCCACGAUAUGAUUAUAUCAUAUAUCAGCUCUCCUCUGGCCACCUUGCAUUCGCAAAAAUGCGCUUGGUGUUUGCUAUCAGCAUUGCAGACACCCUUUACCCCAUCAUCUAUGCAGAACGACUCAACUUUCCACCUGGACCACGAACCAAGAUUGACAAAGAGCUCGGGCUUCAUCGACUCACAGAUUCAACACCACCACAAGACCUGUUCAUCUCCGCGCUAUCCGUGGUUCGAGGUGCAUUGGUAAUGGAUGAUCCGGGUCAUGGUGGACUUGACAGACUAGUGGUGGACAUGGUUGAUGCAGAUAUGUUCCUCAGGCUCAAAAGUGGAGUUCCAGAAUGGGCUGAAUAG
Epithele typhae is the source of this 1968-nucleotide messenger RNA. RefSeq lists its product as uncharacterized. NCBI's taxonomy places the organism in Eukaryota, Fungi, Basidiomycota, Agaricomycetes, Polyporales, Epitheliaceae. The record is from RefSeq and is a predicted model, not a curated record. The annotation marks the transcript as partial. The transcript is spliced from 8 exons.